AGAAUUCAAAUGCGUGUGUGUUUGUGUCAGUGCGCCCAGCUGCACACGUUUGUAUAUGUGUAUGUUUUAACUAUUGCAUCAUGUUGUUCUCCACUGGCAGGUGACUCUGUGCCCUAUGACAGAGUGUUCUUCUGUGUUACCUCAGUUCCAGGAGUCCCAGCAGGACAUGGACGGGGAGUCAAGGCGUUCAGAACAUCACCAACAGCCCAUGACACCGAGACAGUUCCAAGACUGGCGGAAUAGUCUAGGCAAGAGUUCAGCACCAGACCAGGAUAGACUGAACCUGCAAGGUCUUGACCAGGGUCCAGCACAAGACAAGGAAACACUGCCAGGUCUUGACCAGGGUCCAGCACAAAAUGAGGAAACACUGCCGGGUCCAGACCAGGGUCUAGCACAAGACAAGGAGAGACCGCAAGGUCUAGAACAGGGUUUAGUGCAAGAUGAGGAAACACUGCAUGUUUUUAACCAUGGACCAGCACAAGACCAGGCGAGUCGGAAAUUCUUCCAUCAAGUCCAGGAUCAGGAUCGUUCACUAGGCUCCAAUAAAUGCACAACGGAAGAACAGGAUCCUUCCAUAAAGGUCUCAGUCCAGGAUGAGGAUCCACCAGGGAACCAGGACUAUCAAUGUAAUUUAGACCUGGAGCAAUGCACAGCUCAUAGCGCAGACCAGGGUGAAAACAGGCUGAGUGGUGUGAACCAGGAUCCAGUAUAUCUUGGUCCCGCACAAGACCCCAGCAGCCCUCAUGACAUCCCCAUUCUGGUAUCAGCUGGGAACCAGAACCAAACACAGGACUCAAACCAUGAUCUAGCUGGUGGAAUGGAUCUACCACACUGCACAGAUCCAACCCCAAAACAGGACCAAGAGAAACUGCUUGGAUCAGACCAGGAGCAGGCCCUAGUGGACCCAGAUAGACGACUUAACCCAAACCAGGACCACACCACAGAUGAGGCUUGUGGGGAAGAUGCGGGAGGGGAACAAGGCGGCUGUAUCCCAGCGGUGGUGAUCACUCAGACAGAAGGGAGCCGGGGGCCAGUGGUGAAUCAAGGUGGAGAGACAGCGCCAGAGGUUACUGAGAGCAGAGUGGAGGCUGGACCCCUGUGGCCACAGACACCAGCAGAGAGGCCAGAGAUACCAACAGGACCAGAGAGACCACAAGAACUAGCAAUCGCAGCUAUGAUUCCAGUGACCACUUUAGACCUCAGCCCCAGCCCUCUCAGUGCAGACCUCAGUCCCAGCCUCAUCGAAGGGGGAGACCUACUGGCCUGCUGUGAUCUGCUGUCCCUGAAGAGUGACACUGUGUCCCUGGCCAGGAGCGAGGGAUAUGUCCAGGAAGAAGAUACCAGAAGUGUGGCUGCAUCGUCUGUCAUGUCUGUGUUCCCCAGGAUUCAGUUGGAUCCUCUGGAGAAGGACUGGCUACGAUCCUGUGCCCUGGGGAACACAGCUGCUCUCCGACAGCUCCUCACACAGGACUCCAGCCUGGCCUCAAAGAAGGACUUCAUCACUACGGCGCUUCACUGGGCAGCCAAGCAAGGCAGCGUGGAGGGUGUGGACAUGAUGGCUCGCACCGGCGUGGACGUCAACAUCAAAUCGGUGAGCGGACGCCGCGGUGACAGGUGGUGUCGGGCUGUGAAGGGUCAAUGACUUCAGUUCACACUGACUCUUUACUCGCACCUCAUACAGACCACAGCUACCACAUCUCCUCAUGCAGUUAUCAUUUGCUAUGUCCGUCAAUUGUCCACCACAGAUGCAGACGCACACACACACAUGAACAGGUGUGGCUACUCUUUAAGAUUCCUGCUGAGGUUAUACUUCAGUUUCCCUGUGGUGUUUUAGUCCAAAGUCUUUCAAAGGAACUUCUCCUCAACUCUGGGCUGCUGGUUUGAUAAAGGACCGCACCACUUAAACUAGCUACAGAUUGAACACCAGAUAAUUUGAUAUAACUAGAGAUUUUUGGUUCACUCAGACAACAACAAAUAUGCAAAAGUAGCCCAAUUAGCGGUAGAGAUGGGGGGGCAUCUUCUUGUCGCGCGCGGUGCUCAAGUUUAUAACGGCUGUCAGUCAAAACCAAUACAGCGCUGUGAAACGGAGAACAGGAACUCUGACGUUAAUGUACAGCCUCUGCAUUCCACUUUAGGCACUUAUCAAUAACAAAAUCCGUAUACGGGGUGACAGGGGCUGUGAGUGGAAAGGGUUGCUAACAGAGCAUUUUCUAAAUUCAAAAUGAACCACCUGCAACUGGACACAGACUUUUAUAAUAUACUUCUUUGCCUGAAUCGACAACUAAAAAGGUAUUGCCGAAUACAGGUUAGUUGAAAAAUCUAUGGCAGUGGUUUGUAUUAUACAUUAUCUGGUGUACAAUCUCUAGCUACACUUAAACCCAUUCCACCCCAAGACAGUUGACAUUGUCUAAUGUGCAGCACUGAAUAAAUAUCAGUUAAGCAUUACCUCAUGAGGAUUUUCACUCAAUGUCAUAUCCCUCCCUAUCUGGUUAAGUAGUGUGAAAAUAUUCAUUGUUUGUUUUCUGUCAUUUCGUUAUUUAAAAAAUGCUAAUUUCUCUUUUAUCUGUCACAUCAUACUCUUUUUGUCAUUCAUUUCGGGGCAGAUAUAGACAUUUGAGAGCUUUGUUAUUUUCUCAGCCCGGGGCUAAGUUUGCCUUCACAGUCAAUAAAAAUGAAAACCAUACCACACACAAACACACACAAACCCUGCUGUCUUGUAUGUAGAGAGGCAGCAGAGGCAGGUGGGUGGUGGAUUUAUUCGAAGGGGCAAUGUUGUGAUUACUUAAUGGCUUCUCAGACAGCCAUGGGCCUGUAGAAUUCAAUUUAGCGUCUGCCUCUCUAAGUGUUAAUCUCCUGUCCUCGCAGCCCGCUGCCUGGUUAUGAUGUGAUGUGAUAAUCCAAGAUGGCGUAGCAGUCAGACGUCUUUGUCCUGUCGU
Molecule: messenger RNA, 2936 nt
Organism: Salmo salar (Atlantic salmon)
Lineage: Eukaryota; Metazoa; Chordata; Actinopteri; Salmoniformes; Salmonidae
Molecular function (GO): protein binding
Source: RefSeq, a predicted model, not a curated record